Rhodamnia argentea is the source of this 698-nucleotide messenger RNA. Its product is annotated as acyl carrier protein 1, mitochondrial. The record is from RefSeq and is a predicted model, not a curated record. Gene Ontology annotation, cellular component: mitochondrion. Gene Ontology annotation, molecular function: acyl binding; acyl carrier activity. NCBI's taxonomy places the organism in Eukaryota, Viridiplantae, Streptophyta, Magnoliopsida, Myrtales, Myrtaceae. The transcript has 2 exons. Bases 71 to 457 code for a protein of 128 amino acids. Gene Ontology annotation, biological process: fatty acid biosynthetic process.
CUACGCUUGCCUCCUCCAUCCUCUGCCGUCACACAGAGAGAGAGAGAGAGCGAGAGAGAGAGAGAGAGAGAUGGCAAUGAGAGCUGCGAUUCUCCGCCACAUCCGCCUCCCCGCGCGAGCCCAAACCCUAGCCGGCCCGAGAUCGCGGGAAUGGAGUCUCCUCGGAAGCUCCGCGUCCCGGUCCAUGUCGUCGCACGGCGACGACCAUCUCACCAAGGAGGAGGUCGCCGAGAGAGUCCUCGCCGUCGUCAAGAGCUUCCCCAAAGUCGAUCCCGCCACGGUGUCUCCUGAUGUUCAUUUCCAGAAUGAUUUGGGUCUGGAUAGCUUGGACAACGUAGAGAUUGUAAUGGCACUGGAAGAAGAGUUUAAGCUCGAAAUCCCAGAUUUGGAAGCUGAUAAAAUUGACUCCUGUCGUCUUGCUAUUGAGUACAUCUACAAUCAUCCUAUGGCUGGUUAAUUCGAGCUGAUGCAUCUUUUGGCUAUCCUGUAUCGUGUAGACAAUGAGCUGCUCAGCUUCCUCUUUGCUUGCUUUGUUUUGAAGGUGAAGGACUGGAUGGAAAAUAAUCUCAACUUUUGUGAUAAAAGAUUAGCCACCUAGGAACUAAAAUCCUCUUUUUGCCUUUGUGCAAACUAUCAAUCUUUCACAGGAAAUUGAUGAUGAUGAAUAACUUAAUCAUUUGUCUGCACUUGCAAUUUUA